UGCUAUUGGCUUUCAUAUCUGUGACGGAACCGUUACAAUGUUUUCAUCCGGAUUAUAUAGCGAGCUAAUAAGUAGCUAAGAACCAGAGCUUCGAUGGGUCGGAUUUUGAGAAACGACUUUAAAAAGAACGGGGACUCCGUGACAUAGCCGCAUCAUGCUGGGCUUGCUGUUCCGCAUCCACGGCCUGUUCGUGGCCUCCCACCCCUGGGAGGUGAUCGUGGGGACCGUGACUGUGACCGUCUGUCUGAUGUCCAUGAACAUGUUCACGGCCAGCGACCAGCUCUGUGGCUGGAACUAUGACUGCCCCAAGACAGAGGAGCAAAUCCUGAGCAGUGACAUCAUCAUCUUAACAAUCACAAGAUGCAUAGCCAUUCUGUAUAUUUAUUUUCAAUUCCAAAAUCUGCGACAGCUUGGUUCGAAAUAUAUAUUGGGGAUUGCUGGUCUUUUCACAAUAUUUUCCAGUUUCGUGUUUAGCACUGUCGUUAUUCAUUUCUUGGACAAAGAGCUCACAGGCCUUAACGAAGCAUUGCCUUUCUUCCUGCUACUGAUUGACCUCUCCAAAGCAUGCGCCCUGGCCAAGUUUGCCCUAAGCUCCAACUCUCAGGAUGAAGUGCGGGACAACAUUGCCCAUGGAAUGGCCAUCCUGGGUCCUACGUUCACUCUGGAUGCCCUGGUGGAGUGUCUGGUGAUUGGGGUGGGCACCAUGUCUGGUGUACGGCAGCUGGAGAUCAUGUGCUGCUUUGGCUGCAUGUCCGUCCUGGCCAACUACUUUGUGUUCCUGACCUUCUUCCCUGCCUGUGUCUCGCUGGUGCUGGAGCUGUCCCGGGAGAGCCGUGAGGGGCACCCCAUCUGGCAGCUCAGCCACUUCGCCCGUGUGAUGGAAGAGGAGGAGGACAACAAGCCAAACCCUGUCACCCAGAGAGUGAAGAUGAUCAUGUCUCUAGGCCUGGUCCUGGUCCACGCUCACAGUCGCUGGAUGACAGAACCGUCCUCCCAGAACCACACGAUCGAGGGGCCCUGUGUGGCUCUGAGCCUGAAGGACAACGUGCCCAAGAGGAUCGACCCAGAGAGGCCCCUGUGGCUGCUCCAUCUAUUCAGGGCGGUGAGCAUGGACAUCGAGCAGGUCAUCACUCUGGGGCUGGCUCUCCUCCUGGCCAUAAAGUACAUCUUCUUCGAGCAGGUGGAGGCGGAGUCUACGCUGUCUCUAAGCAACCCCAUGACCGGACCCCCGCCGGCCCCGAGGAGGGGCGGGGAUGAGUGCUGCAGGGCGGAGCCGGCUCUGCCCUGCUCCCAGCAGGGUAACGCCCAGCAGCCCAGCCACCUCGCCAAGGAGCACAAAGCUGAGGGGGUCUGCCCUCUGCCUGCCGCAGGGGAGCCAAAGAGCCCCUUACUUUUGGGAAGAAUGGCCACAGUGUCGGAGUGCUGUGUGGACGCGGCGCCAGAAGUGGCUCCAAAGCCCCGCCCUGUCGAUGAGUGUGUGUCCGUACUGAGGAACCCAGAGAUGGGUGCCGGUUGCCUAAGCGACGCAGAGGUGAUCUCCCUGGUGAAAUCCAAGCACGUUCCUGGGUGCAAGCUGGAGUCCCUGAUGGAGACGCCCGAGCGUGGAGUGGUCAUUCGCCGGAAGAUAAUCUCCUCCCAGCUGCCCAGUCCCUCCGCCCUCACUGGCCUGCCCUACAAGGACUAUGACUACUCCAAGGUGGUGGGGACGUGCUGCGAGAACGUGAUUGGCUACAUCCCCGUGCCGGUGGGAGUGGCCGGGCCGCUGCUCUUGGAUGGGAAGCAGUUUCAGGUCCCCAUGGCAACGACAGAGGGCUGCUUGGUGGCUAGCACCAACCGAGGGUGCAGAGCCAUUGCUCUGAGCGGGGGCGUCAGCAGCCGGAUCCUAGCGGACGGGAUGACCCGCGGGCCGGUGGUGCAGCUGCCUUCUGCUUGUCAGGCCGCCGAGGUCAAGGCCUGGCUGGAGAACGCAGAAGGAUUUGCGCACAUCAAGGAGGCCUUCGACCACACCAGCAGGUUUGCACGGCUGGAGAGGCUGAUGGUCACCCUGGCCGGGCGGAACCUGUACAUCCGCUUUCAUUCCACCACUGGGGACGCCAUGGGCAUGAACAUGAUCUCCAAGGGCACUGAACAGGCACUCUCCAGGCUCCAGAAGGAGUUUCCCGAGCUGCGCAUCCUGGCCGUGAGCGGGAACUUCUGCACCGACAAGAAGCCAGCCGCCAUUAACUGGAUCGAGGGCCGAGGGAAGUCUGCGGUGUGCGAGGCCACCAUCCCAGGCAGAGUGGUCCGGGAGGUUCUGAAGACCACCACAGAGGCCCUCGUCAGCCUGAACAUUAACAAGAACCUGGUGGGCUCCGCAAUGGCGGCCAGCAUCGGGGGCUUCAACGCGCACGCGGCCAACAUCGUGACCGCCAUUUACAUCGCCUGCGGGCAGGACCCAGCGCAGACGGUGGGCAGCUCAAACUGCAUCACGCUGAUGGAGGCCGCGGGGCCCGCCGGGGACGACCUGUACGUCAGCUGCACCAUGCCCUCCAUAGAGCUGGGCACCGUCGGGGGGGGCACCGGCCUGGGCCCCCAGCAGUCCUGUCUGCAGAUGCUGGGCGUGCAGGGGUCGAGUCGCGGCUGGCCCGGGGAGAACGCCCGGCAGCUGGCCCGCGUGGUGUGUGCCGCCGUCCUGGCCGGGGAGCUGUCCCUCAUGGCCGCCCUCGCCGCCGGUCACCUGGUCCGAAGUCACAUGAUACACAACAGGUCUACAGAAAGCUUGCAAUAAACUCCAGGCGCAUGUACCAACAAAGCAGCCCGAACACGGAAUGUACACUAGUUAGGAUCCUUCAGACGGGGGUAGAACAAUCCCACAAUGCCAAGCCUGCUGAAGUCUAACCUCUACGUGACAUCCCAGUAUACAACACCAGGAGGGAAACUCCCUGCCUGGAUGGCAAGUUUAAACUACAGAUAAAAGCUGGAUCACUUCAUGGCGAUUUUGACCGAUUGGAAGGCAGUGUGAUCUGUGAACACGGCUGAAGCUCAUGCCACAGGAAUCGAUCCCUUCUCCAGUUGGUGGUUUGACAGUCUGCACUACGUCAACAGGGUCCAAAGGCCAUGGGUGUGAAUGCUUGUUUGUUUUUGAGUGAAGCCACGUACAACUGACAAACGUGUCAUGUACUUUAAGUCCUAAAUUGAAAUAGGACCGCCCAAGUCAAUUUUAUGACUUGGACAUAAUUGUAAUAUUCUGCAGUUCGGCUCAGCUUACUUGGAGCAGGCUCUCUCUGCUGGAAAUUAUGGUAAUUUAAAUAAAUUAUGGUGCUAUAGUAUUAUAAGAGAAUAUAAUAUAUUCUGGUAUGAAAGAACAUGAAUAUGGAUUUAAUAGAAUGUGUCCAUUACUAUUUCGCUUUUUAAUGGAUUUGGCUUUUUAGUCAAGGGUCAGUUAACAUGGUCAUGAAGAAUAUGGUUUUUAGCACGUACCAAAUACAGCGUAUGGUUUUACUUUGCACUACAGUAGUAAAUAUGAAGUGAUUCCUUGAACUAUAAUUGUAGUUAUUUUACUUGAAUGUGUGGUUCCUGUGAACAGGUUAAAAAACUGCUGGACAGUCAUGUUGUACAUUUUGAAAAUGGAGAGAUUAAGCACUACUAAUUCAGGUAUUCUGCACAAUUGUAAGACGGUUUUUUGCUGUCUAUAAAUUGCUUACUUUCAAGUGUCUGCAUGCUGUUUUGUAUUCAGCAGCUAGUCAGGUUGUCCUGAAUGUGAUCUUCAGUUCAGUGGAGAUAAAUGUGCGUGCGUGUGUGCAUAUUUAAAUUCAAGAUAUGACAGCUGUUAUCACAAGAUAUGUGCUGAGACUGGAAAGUACAUUUAAUCCAGCUGCAAAGCAAGACUAUCAUUUACCGUCAACAACUAUGUCUUUUGUACUUCUUCAGUUGUUCGAAAUAAAAAGAUGACUUAUUUCUUA
This is a messenger RNA of Anguilla anguilla (European eel), 3941 nucleotides long. Its product is annotated as 3-hydroxy-3-methylglutaryl-coenzyme A reductase-like. The record is from RefSeq and is a predicted model, not a curated record. Gene Ontology annotation, molecular function: hydroxymethylglutaryl-CoA reductase (NADPH) activity; NADP binding; protein binding. Bases 155 to 2767 code for a protein of 870 amino acids. The transcript has 20 exons. Gene Ontology annotation, cellular component: endoplasmic reticulum membrane; peroxisomal membrane. NCBI's taxonomy places the organism in Eukaryota, Metazoa, Chordata, Actinopteri, Anguilliformes, Anguillidae. Gene Ontology annotation, biological process: coenzyme A metabolic process; sterol biosynthetic process; isoprenoid biosynthetic process.